This is a messenger RNA of Anolis sagrei ordinatus, 5650 nucleotides long. It is a transcript of the gene CPNE5, whose product is annotated as copine 5. Gene Ontology annotation, molecular function: calcium-dependent phospholipid binding. Gene Ontology annotation, biological process: cellular response to calcium ion. Lineage: Eukaryota; Metazoa; Chordata; Lepidosauria; Squamata; Anolidae. Gene Ontology annotation, cellular component: plasma membrane. The record is from RefSeq and is a predicted model, not a curated record.
UCCCUCMCUCCCUCCCUCUCUCUCCUCGCCCUCUUUCUCCGGCGGAGGGAGACUUGUUGAGAGAGAGCCGCGCGAGGAGCCCUAUCUAUGGAGGAGGACGACGACGUUAUGGACCACCUCGAGGACAUGGCGUCGUCGGUGAGGGACUUCGACCCCCUCACGGGCAACAUCCCGGCCACCAAAGUGGAAGUCACCGUCUCCUGCAGGAAUCUUCUGGAUAAAGAUACAUUCUCCAAAUCAGAUCCAUUGUGCGUGCUGUAUACUCAAGGCAUAGAGACGAAGCAAUGGAGAGAGUUUGGCAGAACAGAAGUGAUCGACAAUACCUUGAAUCCAGACUUUCUGCGCAAGUUCAUCCUUGAUUACUUUUUUGAAGAGAAGCAGAAUCUGCGUUUUGAUCUUUACGAUGUGGACUCCAAGAGCCCUGACCUAUCAAAACAUGAUUUUCUCGGUCAGACAUUCUGCACGCUGGGUGAGAUUGUUGGGUCACCGGGAAGUCGCCUGGAGAAGCCUUUGAUGAUGGGAGCAUUUACAUUACAUUCAAAAACUGGGAAGCCCAUGCCAUCUGUCUCCAAUGGAGGGAUUCCAGGGAAGAAGUGUGGCACCAUAGUUCUGUCUGCUGAGGAACUGGGAAACUGCAGAGAUGUGGCCACCAUGCAGUUCUGUGCCAACAAGCUGGACAAGAAAGAUUUCUUUGGAAAAUCUGACCCUUUCAUGGUCUUUUACAGAAGCAAUGAGGAUGGGACAUUUACCAUCUGUCACAAAACAGAAGUGGUGAAGAACACUUUGAAUCCUGUAUGGCAGUCCUUUGCUAUCCCUGUAAGAGCCCUGUGCAAUGGAGACUAUGACAGAACCAUAAAGGUGGAGGUGUAUGACUGGGACCGAGAUGGCAGCCAUGAUUUCAUUGGAGAGUUUACAACCAGCUAUCGGGAACUGGCACGAGGGCAAAGUCAAUUUAACGUCUACGAGGUAGUGAAUCCCAAGAAGAAGAUGAAGAAAAAGAAGUACAUUAAUUCUGGAACAGUUACCUUGCUCUCAUUUGCGACAGAAUCAGAGCACACAUUUCUAGACUACAUCAAGGGAGGGACACAGAUCAAUUUCACUGUGGCCAUUGACUUCACAGCUUCUAAUGGCAACCCCUCUCAGUCGACUUCACUGCACUACAUGAAUCCUUACCAGCUUAAUGCCUAUGCUAUGGCACUGAAGGCUGUGGGCGAGAUUAUCCAGGACUAUGACAGUGACAAAAUGUUCCCAGCACUUGGGUUUGGAGCCAAGAUCCCACCUGAUGGCCAUGUCUCCCAUGAAUUCCCCUUGAAUGGCAACAUUGACAAUCCUCAUUGUAGUGGCAUAGAAGGAAUCCUUGAAGCCUACCACCAGAGCCUCAAGACAGUGCAGCUUUAUGGUCCAACAAACUUUGCGCCGGUGGUUAACCAUGUUGCAAGAUAUGCUGCAGCUGUGCAGGAUGGCUCCCAAUAUUUUGUUUUGCUCAUCAUCACUGAUGGUGUGAUUUCAGACAUGGCCCAGACAAAGGAAGCAAUUGUCAACGCUGCCAAGCUUCCAAUGUCCAUAAUCAUUGUGGGAGUUGGCCAGGCUGAAUUUGAUGCUAUGGUGGAGUUGGACGGAGAUGCUAUUCGAAUUUCAUCUCGUGGGAAGAUUGCUGAACGUGACAUUGUCCAGUUUGUUCCAUUUCGAGAUUACAUUGACCGUACAGGGAACCAUGUUCUGAGCAUGGCCCGGCUGGCUAAGGAUGUGCUGGCGGAGAUCCCAGAUCAGUUCAUCUCCUACAUGAAGGGACGCGGCAUCAAACCCAACCCGGCACCCCCUCCAUACACCCCUACAGGACACACCCUUCAGACAGAGAUUUGAAGAUCAGGAGAGGAAGAGAAAAGAGCACACCAGGCAGGUGCCAACGAAACACAAGUCACACUCUUGUGUCAACCAUCAAUUCCCAGAGGGCAGACCUCAAGGCAGCGGCCACAACACAACAUGAAAAGCCACAGUCUACUCUUUACAUCCCCAAAAGUCCAAAAGCAGGAACUAGUCUGUCCUGUAAUUUUGACAAAGCAGUUUGCAUAAUUGGUAAAGAUACCCCAUCCUUGAGAUGCAGCAACUUGGGGGAAAUGUGGUUUUUGUCUUUUUUAUACAGGAAAACCCCAAUCAUUGGCAAGCUUCUUUGUACUUGGGAAGGCUAUGGAGGUGACAGGAAUCCUGUCUCUCCUGUGUGUUGCUUUAUGGUGUGUGUGAUGGAACAACAACUUCCCCAAUUUUCCAAGCAUCUCUCCUUUUUUCCUAACCCAACAUCAGUUUCUGAAUGACUUGUUUUUUAUAGUCCACCUGCCGCCCUACGUCUUCUUGCUUUGUAAUGGCUUCGCUUAUGGAUUAACCUGGCAGGCUGAAUAUUGUGAUCAAGUGUCUGUGUGAUUGUCAUCUCUUAAGCUACUGGUGUUAUUGCUGUUCUUUGUUCUGCAUCCUGUCCCUUGGUUGUUGAAAUCCCCUUUAAUACUUUGUAAAUCUACUUUGGCAAAUAUUUGUGCAGACCCGAACCGUUUGUCCUUUGGUUUGUUUCUGUGCUUCUAUUAUGUUCCCUUUCAUUUUUAUAAAGUCCUGGUUUUCAGCAAACUACCAUUUUUAGAGUUUGAGAUUUUGUAUGUUCUGUAUAUGAUGUUCUCAGUAAGAGAGAUGAAAAUUAAAACUGGGCCAGAUUUUUGACCUUAUUGCAGUUCUGACCCUCAAGUUAGUAGCAUUACAUCAAUAGCCAGCCUUCUCAGGCAGCAGAGGCCUGAGGUUUAGGCUUUAAAUAUGUGUUUACAGAGGGAUGAGGAAAGUUGCUUCCCAUGUGAUCCAUGGUUGUAGUUCUUUCCACAUUCUGGUGUUGCACUUUACUGGGUCCUUGCAACAUGUUAAUCUUUUGUAAGAUACAGAGCUGCUGCAUAAAAACUCCAGCUGGCCUGGAUCACUCAACAUGCAUAUAAUGCUAAGGGAGAGAAAGGUGAGAGACCUGUUGUCCUCCAAAUGCUUUUGGACUUCAGGUUCUCUAUUCCUGCUUUGAAGCAGUCAGGAAGAGUCUCAGCAAGUUCCCAAACAGUUACUUCAUUUUUUUGGGAAGCCCUUAUAUUGCUCUCUUGUUUCAGUAAUACAACUGUCCUCUUCCAUUGACUCAGGGUGGCUUACACUUUACAAAUUCUUAGUCAAGCAUAUCAUCCAGUCCCUUGUUCACACCAAAUGUUCCAAACAAGUGGCCUUUUCCACAUCUGCUUCACUUGUAGAUCGCCUCACUGAUAUUGCUGGCAAAGAAGCUUUUUCCUUAUUCUUUUCACAUCCCUUUUCUUCUCAUUCAUAGUCCCUGUUACCCAUGAUCACUUCCGUUCCUACAUCAUUUCCCCCACAUCACUCCCAACACAUUAUCCAUCUCUUCACAUAACAACACUGACUGCCCCAAAAUAAUGAGGGGUUGCUAUCUCCAAAUGAUAUUCCUUAAGUAGCUUCAUAACCUCUAGAUCAAACUCUUAGAGGACAACUGGAAGUGAAAUCAAUAUGAAAUGAUGACCACUGAGUUCCUAAAUGCUCUAGGAUUAAAAAUGGUCACAGUUGAAAAAGCUUCUGAGAGUCCAAAGAUGUUGUUUAUACAGGUCCACAAAAAUAUAUUCCAGCCUCUCUUUUUCAAGUUUGUCUCAAUAAAGUACCUACCAUAUACUUGAUCUAUCUUUCACAAGACAUCUCCAGUGUGUGUGAAUAACUUUUUAAAAAAUCUAUUGAAAUUUAAAUCUCAACCCAUUAAAAUCCCCAUUUAAAAAAUCAAACUGUCUUCCCAUGUCACUUGCUCUCAAGAUACUGCAGGGAGGCUGAUAACCUGGACAAAAAUCUAUCCUAGAGAAGCUGUCCUGAAUUCUUCAGAUCUCUUAGGCCAAAAGUUUGUUUCAUGUUGUUGGAGCACAGUUUGUGAAGGAGGUCCAAGAGAGCAAGAGCUGCCAACUGGGUGCAACGGAGCCAUCUCAGUGCAUCCUCCAACAAGGCAGUCAUUUGAGUUGGAGGGGGAUAAGCUCUACCGGCCAUUUUCUGGUGGCCACCUUAACAGCUGAGAGAAGUUGUUGCACAAAAAGGUACUGGAUACCUCAUUUCACUAUUGCAAAAAGUGGUUACACUAUGACCCCUAGCUAUGACAUAAGUAAAGAGGAUGCUAACAUAUAUCUGGAGAAGAGGUUGGCCAUGCCAUCCAGGGAAUUUUGCGUAUUUCCAGAUGAAGAGCUCCUAAUGCUACUGAACAAAAUUACUGGAUCUGCCCAUAAAAUAUGGCCUUAGUGAUUGUUGGAUAAAACCCUUGUCUGGAAGCAGGCCCCUCCCAGAUUUGAAUUGUCUGUUGAUGUGGAAAGAACUAUAACUCAACAUUCUCAAUGUUUGUAUGAAAUUCUCUCCCAUGCUGGAUAACCAAUUCAGAAGAAAUCCAUAACUAGGUAUGAUAAAUGGAAGAUUUUCCAGUGAGAUAGCUUUGGGAUGUGGAUUCUUCUUUCAAAGAGCAAUCUCCACACAUAUAUGGUCUUCCAAGCUCUAGAACAGUGGUUCUCAACCUGUGGAUCCCCGGAUGUUUUGGCCUUUAAUUCCCAGAAAUCCUAACAGCUGUAAACAGGCUAGGAUUUCUGGGAGCUGUAGGCCAAAACACCUGAGGACCCUCAGGUUGAGAACCACUGCUCUAGAAGAAGAGAAGUGCUGAAAACAUAACUUCUCUGCCUUUGUUAUUUGUCUUAACAGUAUUGAGUCAUACUACAUCCCUUCCUACCAUUUAUAACCAAAGUCACAUUCAAAAGCACCUGGUGGUUUCCUUGUCAAGGAGUAUGGAAUCCACUCUGGUUUUAGACCAAACUUUAAAGGAGCCAUGCACAGUAUUAAAGCCUAUCUUCAAGGGGUUCUGCUCCUUGAAUAGCUCCUUUACAAUUAGGAUGAAACUUGAUGUAGAUUCACCACUCAGGUAACAGGAAAACCACCAGCCACCAUGGUCAACCUAGAAGAGGCAGUUUAACAUGGAUGCCCAGCUCUGAAGGAGCAGAGAUACUACUGAACAGUAUUUGCCCAUGGUAUUUGUGCUCUGUCUCUCUGUCCAGGGUUACAAAAUGGCAAAUACAACUGAAGUUUGCAAUUUGUCUUUGCCACAUCUGUAAAAUAGAUGUGUUGAGUGACUCGUGGCAAAGUAAUCCUCUUCUCAGUUGUAAGUGACAUAGGUUGUAUGAAUUUGUGCCCUGGGGUUUAUAGAGACAGUGUGGAAGUGAAACAUUCCAGGAACAAAAAUGUAUAGUGUGUGUAUAAGAUCAGAUACAGAAUCUGAUACACCUGAAAAGUCAUAGGUCCAGAGAGUCAUUCUCAGGUGGCAGUGAAGGAGAUAGGUAUUCUCCAGGCAACCUCAUUGGAAAGCAUGGAGAAAUUCUGUUCUGUAUAUUGUCUACUCCCCACAUCAACACUUUCCUCUAACUUCUGGUGAUUCUUACACCCAUCUUGCAUGUUUUCACUUUCUCCUCAUUGCCCUCCCACUUCACAACUAUUUUUAUUUGCAUGGCUAUUUAUAUCUUUUAUGCUACUGUAUUCUACGUUGAAUGUCUGUUGUAAUAUGGUUUCUAUUGGAUUGCCUUAAACUGAAAUAAAUGAUUCCUUUUAUUAAAAAUGA